Molecule: messenger RNA, 1278 nt
Organism: Carica papaya (papaya)
Lineage: Eukaryota; Viridiplantae; Streptophyta; Magnoliopsida; Brassicales; Caricaceae
Source: RefSeq, a predicted model, not a curated record
GCAGCAAAUGUAGUCAGUCUCAGGUGUGCUGCAGAGUACCUUGAAAUGACUGAAGAAUAUGGAGAGGGAAAUCUCAUACUACAAACAGAAAAUUUUCUCUACGAUGUUUUAGGAAACUGGACAGACUCGAUUAAAGCUCUUGAAACCUGUGAAGAGGUUCUACCUCAUGCAGAGGAGCUUCAUAUCGUUUCAAGAUGCAUCAAUUCCUUAGCCAUGAAAGCUUGUGCAGAUCCAAAUUUGUUCAGUUGGCCUAUAGGCAAUCCUGCAAAGAAUUCAGAAGGUAUUGUAUUGUGGAAUGGAAUUUGCACAACUACCAAGCCAUCUCCUGCGAGUGAAGAUUGGUGGUUUGAAGAUGUUUCAUUUCUCAGAUUACCUUUCUUUAAGAGGUUGAUGGUGGCUCUUGAAUCAGGAGGCAUGAAGCCAGAGAAAAUUGCUGGCUCUGUUAUUCACUAUUCAAAUAAGCAUCUUCCUUUAUUGGGCAGGCAAUCAAACUUCCAGAAUGGAGUCUCUGCUACCCCUGGAUCAACUAUAUCUGCCACAUCUGAUGGAGAUCAAAAAAAUCUCCUUGAAGAAAUAGUAGAGUUACUACCGGAUCAAAAAGGUGUCACACAAACCAAGUUCUUGGUUAGACUUCUACGAACAGCCAUGAUUUUACAUGCUAGUUCAGCAUGCCGGGAGAAAUUAGAGAGACGGAUAGGAGCCCAGCUGGAUCAAGCUGCACUAGAGGAUCUUCUAAUACCAAAUAUGGGAUAUUCAACAGAAACUCUUUAUGAUGUUGACUGUGUUCAACGGAUACUCGAUCAUUUCAUGCUCGUGGACCGUGAUGCAAUGGAUUUUACUUCAAAUUAUAUAGUUGAGGAGGGGCAAUUGAUGCGAGGUUCACAUUCACUUACUCCAAUGACAAUGGUGGCUAAUUUGAUAGAUGGAUAUCUAGCUGAGGUAGCGCCUGAUGUCAACUUGAAGCUACCGAAAUUUCAGUCACUGGGUGAGGUUUUUCCUGAUUAUGCCAGGACAUUAGAUGAUGGAAUUUACCGCGCAAUUGAUAUAUUUCUAAAGCUCGAGGAGGAAUGCUUGAGCAUGAAGCAAGAUCUUGAGAAGCUAGUGAAGACCAAAAGGUCUUGGAACAUUUUCUCAAAGAAACUUGGUUUUAAGCUGAAGUCCAAGUCAAAUCCCGAAACCUCCCAGCCCUGUGAUGCCAAAGCAACUUCACCUUUACCAGAAUCAACAGCACCAGACAUGAAUAAAGGUGAAAAUCAUAGUGGUGAGUCGAAAGAAUGA